This is a messenger RNA of Symbiodinium natans, 159 nucleotides long. Lineage: Eukaryota; Dinophyceae; Suessiales; Symbiodiniaceae. The record is from the annotation of a GenBank genome assembly.
AUGAGCAGACCCAGUUUGACGUCAAAGAGUUUCGCCACCGCAUUGCUGAGGCUGAGAAAGAGCUCCGUGGCCUUCUUCGGAGCAGCUCAGACUUCCGCAUGGAGGUUGAAGAUGCAGAAUCGAAAUGGCAAAACAAGUUGGAAUACAAGAAGGUCUUGA